Molecule: messenger RNA, 10321 nt
Organism: Ixodes scapularis (black-legged tick)
Lineage: Eukaryota; Metazoa; Arthropoda; Arachnida; Ixodida; Ixodidae
Gene: Fhos
Product: FH1/FH2 domain-containing protein 3
Exons: 31
Coding region: 247-8775 (2842 amino acids)
Biological process (GO): actin filament network formation; cortical actin cytoskeleton organization
Cellular component (GO): cytoplasm; cytoskeleton
Molecular function (GO): actin filament binding
Source: RefSeq, a predicted model, not a curated record
AUUAGCAACUCAGCGGGAAAAAAACAAGGGAAGAACAAAAUUAGGGGAGUCUAAACCCCAGGCACGGACACCAGGCUCGACGAGCGUCCUCUGCAAGAGACUCUUGUGUCUGAUGUCGUACGACGUGACAGACUUGGUCGGUCUGCUGGGAUCAGAUGUGAUGCGCCGAGAUCGAUUGGAGGCAUGAGCUGCUAGGACGGAAACAAACUGCGCGAUCGUUCCUCUGGUCACCACGAUCAAGUUGCGAUGUCCAGAAGAACAAGCUCAUACCGCACCGGUGGCGCGAACUCUCGGUACAGUCCGUCCUGCAACUAUGGUUCCAGUUCCAAUGCAACGCGGAGCUCUGCCUAUAGCACGUCAGCGCCCUCGUACGGCAGCAGCGGACGCUACAGCGGAAGUGGUUUGGCUCCCAGCCUGAACAUCUACGCGCCCAGCUACAAGACUGCUGGCACGACCUCCGGCUAUGGCUCGGACUACGGUCGUGGUAGCCGCCCAAGCUCCGGCUACGGCUCGGGAUACGGGUCGGACUAUGGCAAGAGCACAGGGUCUGGAUACAUAUCAGACUACGGCAGGUCAGGAGGGGGCUACGCAUCCGACUACGGUAACCGAAACAGUGGAUACGGAUCAGACUACAACAGAUCCACCACGCUGCGGCCGGUCUAUGGGAGACAGCCCUCAUACCAGGGCGGCGCCGGGAGCUCCGGAGGAUCUUAUGGCACCUACCGACGUCCUUCAAAUUCGGGCAGUGGAAGCGUCGCCAACGUGGUCAAGAUGUUCGGCGGCCUGGCCCGCCAGUCCCGGGAUGACUCGGGCAAGCCUCCAGUGGGCAGGACAUACUCUGUCAGGGGCCGGGAGGACUCCAGGCCGGCAUUCUACAGGAUGCCUUCCAGGGAGGACGCCAGGAGCACGGGAUUCGACAGACGGACUGGUGAACCCACGUCUCCCGACGCCCAGGAGCCCAAGGCGUCAGCAGCUCCGCUGACAAAAUCGGAGUCAAAGGGGGGCAAGGGCGGCCUGGCCCCAGCCGACUUCACAUCCACAUCCGAAUCCGAGAGCGAAGAGGAGGACAGCGAUGAGGACGAGCCGCCCCAGAACGAAGCACCCUCCCGCCUCGGCUUCGCCACCAGUAGGGGCACGUCCCCAGCAAGGAGCGCCGGGGAGGGCUCCUGCAGCGCCAUCUCGAACGUCGACCACGUUCCGAAGUCGCCAAGAACCGCAGCCGUCGGGAAGAGGUCCCUGGCGCAACAGGUGGACACGGCUGACCUGGAGGCCUCGCGAGCACGGAACAAUGGGGCAAAAAGACCAACAUCUUUUGGUUCAGCCAUUCCGAGGCAGAGGUCAAACAGAACGACUCCUAGCCCGACGUCCUCGGUCAGGAGUCGAAGCAGUGCCUCAGUGAGUCCUACGUCUUCCGCAACGAGAAUAGCCGUUACCACAAGCCCCAGUUCCAGAAUACCUGUGUUGAACGGCUCUACCGUCACCAAGACGUCCAGCCCGCCAAGAACAACGAGUCUAACGUCUCCGUCGGACUCAGUCGUUUUCCGUUCUCGCCAAGAAGACGAGGAGACCCUGCAGAACAAAGACUUCCGGAAGUCUGUGCUCAACAUGAACCUUAGCGAGCUUGAACUCGAAGAGUACCUAUCCAGGCAACGGGAACAGCGAGAUCGCUGCAGUCAGCAGGUCGAUAAGGAGCUGGAAAAUCAGAUUACAACCACCACGGGGGAAUCGACGUCGGAGGAAGAACAGGAGGUAUCGCUGUCAAGGUCCUCUUCAGCAAGGAUCGGGAAAAGUGGCUCGAAGUCUAAACUUAUAGAUGCAUCAUUGCGACCCAGUGGGUCGAGAACCAUUGUUUCGAGGAGCUCGUCGCAGAAUCGACUUCCCAAAAGAGUGGGCAGUCGAGAUAAUAUAUUGCAGGGGAGUCAAAGUAACGACCGUGUUUAUGACAGGUCGAGGAGUGCCUCCGGUGCUGACCUUUUGGAAACGACAACAACAGACGAUGAUGAAGAUAUAUCCGAAGCCCGGAGUCGUAGAGUGCGUCGGCGGCGCAAGGGAUCCCGGGAGAACGUUCUGGAUGCGGCACCAGCUGCAGUGGUUCAAACACCGGUCAAAUACGACCGGCAAGAAUCCAGCAGCUCGGUUGCUUCAUCCAGCACCAGCUCGUCAGAACCGGCAGACUCAGCCGAACCUGGACCUUCGCCGGUCAUGGAAGCGCCUCACGUUACAGUCACGACGCAUACGACCAGUGAGGGUGACGAUGAGGAGGAAGAAGAAGAUGAGGAAGAAGAAGAAGAAGAAGAUGAGGUGGCUAGUUUAGCCGUGACUCCUGUUCCAUCUGGAGGCAAUGUGUCUCCCGAGUCUACCACUCUAGCGUCUGUUCUGAGCGGUGUACCGGCGGAUGCCACUGAGGCGGAAGAAUCGUCAGAUCAGGAGGAAGAAAAUGAAGCAGAAGAACAAGAAGACGAUGAAAGAGAAAAAAACAAGGAACUCGACCUCAGUGAUUUAUAUAGGCCGUUACAUGACCAUAAUACGGACGCCUCCGAUGAACAAAUUCAGGGAAGCAGAGGAGACAAUGACGUGGUGGAAGUUACUGAGGAAGAAAAAGACGAGACAUCCAGUGAAGGACAUUUGGAAAACGAUGACGAAAGUGAAGGUCCGAAGGUGUGCACUGAAGGUGACCUUGAAGAGGAUGCUGGAAGUGGAGAGCCAGAUCAUGAAGUGAUUUCGGAAGAACUUGAAAACAAUAAAAUAGGAUACGAGGACGAUGUAGAUGAAAGUGAGACAAGGGACAGCGUCAGAAGAACGACUGAGCUAGAUGAAGAACCAAAAGAUGAAACAACAGAUGAAACAAGUGCUGAAGAGGAGGAAGAGGACGCUGGAACCGAGAGCGAAGUAGAUGAAACUGGUGCAGAAAUCAGGUUAGAACAAAAAGAACCAGAUGUCUUCGGAGAGAAGAAAGUUGAGGAAGAAGAAUCUGUGCAACGGGCCGAUAAAGAGGCUGAAAAAUCUUGUGAAAACGAAGAAGAGGGAGAAGAAGAAAAAGAGGAGGUGGAGGAGGAGGAGGAGGAGGAAGAGGAAGAGGAGGACGAGGUUAAAGAUAAAGAGGUAAAAUAUAGCGAAAGGGAAAUAGGCAAUAUAGAAUUUUCAGGGGACAAAGCAAGGAAAGAGGAUAGUGAAGAACACGAAGAUAAGGGCGAAGAGAAAGACGAAGAACAAAGUAAAACAGAAACAGUUGAAGUUAACACACCUGACACACCAUCAGUCACCCCUGAAACCAUUAGUAAGACUCCCUCACAAUCUUCAUUCCUACAGGGUCCUAAGACAGAAAGCAAUAUCCCGAAGCUUACUGCGGGAGCGACAUUUCAGCCACCCCAGGAUCGGAUUGGACUCGCAUUCAACAAUCUCCCCAAAACUGAUUCCCAAAGCGACAUACGGAGACCAACAACUUUGGUCGGUUUGAACAGGUCGACAGAGCCAUCUUCUCAAUUGCCGAAGACCCCUUCCACGCCAGGCGUCACGAGCCCAACCGUGCUGAGCCCCAUGGUGGCCAACAGAACAGCUUCUCCUUAUGUGCGGCAGUGUGCCCCGGAACGGACACCCACGGAAGAGAAACCAACUAGUCCCAGCGUGUCUCCCUUGUCGCCGUUCAGUCACCCCAGUGCUAGCUCAGUCAAUAGAAUUGCCUCGCAGUUCGCGGCUGUCCCAAGCCCUCCUACGUCUGAACCUGUCCGGAGGUCCAGAGCUACCCAUUCUGCUAUACCGACACCUACAACAAGCGGGAAAACGGAGGACAAUAAAAUUCCAGUGGCCCCCCUGUUGCAGUCAACAGUAGCUCGCCCCCGUCAAAGGCAUAUAAUACCAAUUCCUAUAGCACCUGUGUCUCCAGCUCGAGUUUCAUCAGUUCCCCCAGUCCCUCCAGUAUCCACAACUUCCGUCUCUGCAUUUCAGGAUAAACCAACUUCACUCCCAGCUCAGCAGUUUCCAGCUUCUACAGUGUCCGCCGUGAGAGUGUCUCAAGUUCCAGUCCCUCAUGUUGCACCGCCACAAGCUCCAAUUCCCGCAACUCGAACGUUCCCCAUUCCAGCGCCUCCAUCUUCAAAGGUUUUACCGGCUCAAACUCCCCCCCAGGUAGUCAACGAAAAACCUUCUUUCAUAGCUAAACCAACUUCUGUGCCGGCGCAACGGCCAAGUUCCCUGGAUAUUGUUAAGGAUUCACCCAGCAGAGUGUCUGCCGAUACCUUCCUGGAGAAUUACAAAAAGUCUCGCGAGGCUCUCAGCAAGAGCGACUCUUCAGGCCACGUGAAGAGCCCGUCCGUACUUGCUGCCCAGCGGACACUUCUAGCAACAGACACGGCGCAGACGACACCGUCUCAGAAACCACCUGAACCCCAAAAGACUUCCACCGCUCCAGCACCACUUAAAGAGUCAGUUACAAAUAGGUUCCAGAAUCCGCCAGAGCCGAGUCGUACUGUCAUUCAGGUGCCCCCUGCUCCGAGACGAAGACCAGCGCCGCUUGUACGAACACCGGACAACCGAAAAAGCAGUCCUGGUAUACCGUCUGAAUCAGAACGAGCGAAAUUCAACGACCUUACAAAAACGAGCAAGAAACCCGUGACCAAGUUUAUCGGGUCCUGCAAAGACAUCGACUCUUUCUUGAAGUACGGCGACGACGAAGAACCAGAGACUUUCGAACAGUUCGAAGAUGAGUUUGAGAAAGGUGCCGUCAUGCCGCUUCCUGAACCGAAGAAGCUGUCACCCGGAGACCGGGUGAAACUCUUCAUCGGAAAAUUCCAGGAUAUUGACGACAUGUUGGGGACUCCAGCUGCUCCUCCGGUUUUCCCACUUAGUCCCAGCGAUAGAAGCCCGUUCGAGAAAAGUGCGAGCAACGCCCAUGACAGCGAUUCUUCGGGAGACUCCUCCUUGGAAGAAGUGAAGGUGUCUUCUGUUCGAGUGCACGAGUCCAAGCAAGCGCUUCGGCCACGGCUGGACGCCUACACGGAAGAAAUCGACUCCAGUGCUGUGCGGAUAAGAGAGCCCAAAGUGAUGCAGGGACAGAUCACCAAAAGACCCACCAGGAAGUUGGACGACUGCACACUGCAGCUGUACAAGUUCAGCGCCGCCGACAGCGACUAUGGCAGCUACUUGGACCUUGAGUCGACUAUCGACGAACAGAGCGACGACUUCGAAGGCUUCCAAGACAACCGGAAGAAUGCAGUCCUGCUCCGCACCCAGCUGUCCGUCCGAGUGCACGCCAUCAUCGAGAAGCUGCUCAACUCGACGGGCCGCGAACUGCGAAGAGCGCUCUUCUCCCUCAAGCAGAUCUUCCAGGAUGACAAGGACCUCGUGCACGAGUUCGUGCAGAACGACGGUCUCGCCUGCCUCAUCAAGGUGGGCUCGGAGUCGGACCAGAACUACCAGAACUACAUCCUCCGAGCUCUGGGACAGGUGAUGCUCUACGUGGACGGCAUGAACGGCGUGGUAGAGCACAACGAGACCAUCCAGUGGCUCUACUCGCUCAUCGCCUCCAAGUACUAUAGAUGGUACCGCCUGGUGGUGAAGACGGCUCUGAAGUUGCUCCUGGUCUUCGUUGAGUACACAGAAAACAACAGUGCCCUGCUCAUGAGUGCCGUCAACGUGGUGGACUUUGAACGAGGUGCAAGACCAUGGGCAAACAUCAUGAUGCUGUUGAACGAAAGAGAUUCUGCUGACAUGGAACUGUUGGUGUACUCGAUGACUCUUAUAAACAAGACGCUGAACGGCAUUCCGGACCAGGACACAUACUACGACAUUGUUGACUCGCUUGAGGAGCAGGGAAUGGAACGACUCAUCCAGUACUACAUGUCCAAGCAGGGAACUGAUCUUGAUCUGCUUCAACAGUUCAGGAUCUAUGAGGCUGUCUUGAAGCAUGAGGAUGGAGAUGGUGAUGGCAAGGCCCUGCCACUUGAUGUCCGGCUAAGGCAAGUCCCUCGUAGUCGCAAGGCAAGCAACGACGAAAACGAACGAAGGAAGAGUCGACGUCACUCGCUCGGCAAUUUGACACCCAACAGUACAAGCCCGUUCAAGCAACGGCCUUCACCCCUUGCCAAGACCCCAGAGGCCACCACACUUCCUCAGUGGAGGAGAAGGGAUGUGAACCAAAAUGAAGAGCCGGUGAAGGUGCCCGACCACGGGAAGAAUGGCAUCGCCCAUAACGACAGCAACACGCCGGAGAUUGACGACGUAGUAAAUGGGAUCACACCAGCACUGCGGAGGCGCAGAGAGAGAGAUGCUCGCAAUCGCUGCCUCAUUCGUGAGCAAGAAGAGAAUGGCCGUGACCACCAGACCAGUGCAUCUCCCUCUCCGACUACGCCGCCCGCAAAUUCCACUGAGAAGCAGGCUCAACGAGGACCAUCUUUCAUUGAACGCACCCGGUCGCGGUUUGAGAGCCGAAUCGAGGAUGAAAACCGCAAGAACCAGCAACUCUCGCAACAACAGACGCCAGCCUUACCCAACUUUACGCCACCACUUCAGAGGCCCACCAAUCUGCACACGGAACCGCCCAAGAGCUUUGGCCCCUGUCCCAACAAGUCCCCACAGCCGUACACAAGCCCGACGCAACGCGACCCUAACAAGAAGUCAUGGGCACUCUCCAUGAUGUACGGCAAGAACCACGAGGAAGAGAACUCUCGCGAGGAGGAGCUGGUUCGGCCACCUCAGCAACUCAAGAAGGACGGACUCCGUGAGCUCCAGGACAGAAUAACGGGAAGGACGACGGAGUGCUCUGCGGACGUCUCGACGGCCGGCGCAGUCAACCGUGCCAAAGAGGGCCUCGCCGCGUCACGGUCCCGGACCGACUUCCGUUCGCUGCUUCCCCAGACGAGCUCUUCGUCCAUCCCUGACCUGCUGUGGAAGUCUGACAACGAUCUGCAGUGGGAGCAGCUAGUCCGCUCCAUAAGGCGUCCCCUGCUUAUUAACGACCUCGACUUCACGGACCUCCGAGAUGACGACGAUGCCGACGUCCUCCAGCCGGUCGGCGGGGCUUCGGGGCCAGGCCUUCCUCCACCGCCCCCUCCGCCUCCCAAUGGGGCUCCGCCCCCACCGCCGCCUCCUCUCGGUGGUCCACCUCCCCCUCCAUUGGGUGGGCCGCCCAAGGCACCUCCCCCGGCACCUUCCUGGCUGCAGCAGAGGCAACAACAGCAGCAGCAGCAGCAGGCAGCAAUGAAUGCGCUGCCUCCUAAAAGCAAGAAGACUGUCAAACUGUUCUGGAAGGAGGUCAAGGUGGAUCAGGGGCUGCUGGCUAAGAUGCCCAAGAAGAAGACCAUCUGGGACGAGUUGGGCAGGGUCCAUGUGGACACACAGAAGCUCGAGCAUCUCUUCGAGAGCAGAGCCAAGGAGGUGCUCAACAGGGAGAAAAAUCAAGAGGGCAAAAAGAAUGAAGUCAUAGUACUGGAUGCCAAACGCUCCAAUGCCAUUAACAUUGGCAUGACCAAGCUGCCACCUCCAAGAACAAUAAAGACUGCAAUCCUCAAGAUGGACAGCACCAUCAUGAACAAAGAAGGCAUAGAGAAAAUUCUGACCACCAUGAUGCCAGGAGAGGAUGAAAAGAACAGGAUCAUGGAGGCCCAGAUGGCCAACCCAGAUGUCCCCCUGGGAAAUGCGGAGCAGUUUCUGCUUACAUUGGCAUCCAUCAGCGAGCUUGAAGCAAGGCUCCGACUCUGGGCUUUCCGGUUGGAUUAUGACGUUUUGGAGCGGGAGGUAGCUGAGCCAUUGAUGGACUUGAAGCAAGCCAUGGAGGAGAUUGAAACCAACCGAACUCUGAGGAUUAUCCUGGCAACACUGCUCUCCAUCGGUAACUUCCUCAACGGAGCAGAGGUAAAAGGUUUCCAAAUAGACUACCUGGCCAAGGUUCCGGAAGUGAAGGACACAGUACACAAGCACUCUUUGCUGCACCACCUCUGCCAUAUGGUGAUGGAGAAGCACCCAGACACCACUGACCUCUACUCAGAGAUUGGUGCAGUCACUAGGAGCUCCAAGGUUGACUACGACGAAGUGGCCAAAAACCUGAGUAAGAUGGAAAGCGACUGCAAAGCGUCCUGGGAACAUCUGAAGGUCAUUGCAAAGCAUGAUGGAUCUGCCAUGAAGGCCAAGCUGUCCGAAUUCCUCAAUGACUGUGCGGAAAGGAUAGUGAUCCUGGGGAUCAUUCACCGCAGGAUUCAUAACAGGUUCCACAAGCUCUUGGUGUAUCUUGGAUGUCCGCCCCAUUCAAUCCGCGAGACCAAAGCACAGCAGGUGUGCAAGGUUGUGAGCGAGUUUGCCCUUGAGUAUCGCACCACCAGGGAGAGGGUCCAGCAGCAGUUUGAGAAGAAGGCCAACCAUCGUGAACGCAACAAGACCCGUGGCAAGAUGAUCACAGAGAUGGACAAAUUCAAAACAAAAGAGCAACAGGCUGAUCAAGAACUCCGGCAGCUUCUAGGCAAUGGAGCUUCAGAUGUGGACGAACCAAAAGGAGGCAAAUGGGGAACUGUCCCAGGCAUGCGUGUGCGACCACGAAUACCCCAAAGUCCAGGGGGGACCUUGGGGCGCCACAGUACGCCAACACGCGAUGAGAACCUCACCGAUGCUGAUGAUGAGAUCUUGGAGAGUCUUGUAAAAACCGCCACGGCACAACAGUCACGAAGUGAGCCUCGCAUCCGCAAGAAGGCGCGCUACGGCGACAGAAAGUCACUUCGCCGAACCCUGAAAAGCGGAUUGGACCUUUCCGAGGACGAGCGACGUUCACUUUCAGCAAUGUCUUCGUAGUCUGCAAUCAGUUUAUGAGCUCACAAGUCUUUCACCAUACUGCUUACAGAGAUUAUUUCUGAUAAGUGUUGUGCAUCUAUCUGUUGGAACACAUGCAACAAAAAUUGAGAGAAAGUUGAUCUCGCAGUCAUGACAUAUUGCCAGAUGUAUGCACACGCAUCUGAAAGCUGCAUUAUAGAGUUUAGACAGGUAAAGGGUGCCUUUUCAUAUUUUGAAGUAUUUGAAGACCACUGGAGAAAACAAUGAUGUACUGUAUGUAUGGAAAUGCACCUAUAUAAUUCUACAAACUGUCGAAUCUAGUUCUAUUGUUAGCUUUUAAAUCACCAGAGAAUUUGUUUUGUUUCUCACACCAUAUGGCCAUGUGUGUACCCUUUGUAUGGCCCUUCAUGGCCGCAACAUAACUCUUAGUUCUUCGGCACGUAAAAUCAAUCGAAGGCAACACCAAUCAGCGCAAAAAGGCAGAGAUGCUAGAUGCCAGGGUAGGUGCUGCAGGCCUAAGGAACUGCAUGGGAGAGUGGGAGACCGUAGAGUGUGUGAUGUGCUAGUUCCCUUGUAAAUAUGUUGUAAAUGGAGUAGUCUAGUGGUUGCUGAGUUUUCACCUCUCUCUUUCAUUGGACUUGUGCAAUGUCUGAACACGAAAGUAAAUUACCAGUCCAGGAGACAGGAAAUGGUAUGUGUGGUUUGUUUGUGCACUGACCGGUCCAGCCGCGACAGGUUGAAUACUUAAACUGGAUACUUUGUUAGCAGAUUUGUUUUUGUACAGUGAGAAAGGUUAUUUAUUGUUUUUUGUUCUCAACCCCCCCUGUGAUCUAUUUUCAGCAAUUGUGACAUUCUUCAAAGUUUCAAAGCUGUUUGCUGAAAAGGGCUAAGUUUCUUGUGCAGAAAAACCCGAGCUGCUGAGAGCUUACAGGCUCGAGUGUUGUUCACAGUGCUGAGCAAGCUUCCUUUUUUUUUUUUUCCCUUUUGAGUUUUACACAGAGUUGUGACAUUUUGUUAUUGACAUGUACAGUAUUAGGUUGUCUUCUCAUGCAAAUGUGGAUGUCCCUUUUUACACCAACUGCAAUCAAGCAAACUUCCACAAGUGAUAGAGCUAUCAUCUUGAAAGUGGGGAAACAAAAUAAAGUUGACUAUCAGGUGAAGAAAAAAGAUUGGCUUCAAUGUGAUACGCAAGGUAUACCUGUACCUGAUUGCAAUUGGUGAAAUGGGACACACACGUCAAUAAUAAAGUUGACAAAUCUCUUUGGUUGCUUUACACCAAAUGCUUUAUGGAAAUGUGACUUUUGUGGUUUUCUUCCUCCUUUACGCAAGACUUUGCAGGGUAACCGACAGUCCAAAUGAAUGGGUAAACAAGAUAACCCAGUGUUGUGGAUGCUACUGCUUUCUGAGAAUUUGGCCUGCUUGAGCGUAUUGUGAAACAAUGCUGCUCCACAUGAAACAAAGUUGACAAAAGAAAAUCAUGGCUGCUUCUCAGUUCUGCGAAAUGCCAUCUCACUGAGCUGGAGCAGAAUAAGAUGUAUAAGAAAGCAAUAAAAAGUUUAUUUCCCAA